Messenger RNA from Chrysochloris asiatica (Cape golden mole), 2958 nucleotides. It is a transcript of the gene LGR6, whose product is annotated as leucine-rich repeat containing G protein-coupled receptor 6. Gene Ontology annotation, molecular function: protein binding; protein-hormone receptor activity. NCBI's taxonomy places the organism in Eukaryota, Metazoa, Chordata, Mammalia, Afrosoricida, Chrysochloridae. The record is from RefSeq and is a predicted model, not a curated record. Gene Ontology annotation, cellular component: membrane. The transcript has 18 exons. Gene Ontology annotation, biological process: G protein-coupled receptor signaling pathway.
AUGCCCAGCCCGCCCGCGCUCCGGGCGCUGUGGCUUUGCACCGCGUUGUGCGCCUCCCGGGGCGUCGGCAGCACUCGGCAGCCGGGGCCCGGGCCCGCUGCCUGCCCGGCCCCCUGCCACUGCCAAGAAGACGGCAUCAUGUUGUCGGCCGACUGCUCUGAGCUCGGACUCUCCACGGUGCCUGGAGAUCUGGACCCCCUGACGGCUUACCUAGACCUGAGUAUGAACAACCUUACGGAGCUGCAGCCAGGCCUCUUCCACCACCUGGGAUUCCUGGAGGAACUGCGCCUUUCUGGGAAUCAUCUCUCACACAUCCCGGGACAAGCAUUCUCUGGUCUCUAUAGCCUGAAAAUUCUGAUGCUUCAGAACAAUCAGCUGGGAGGAAUACCCGCAGAGGCGCUGUGGGAGCUGCCUAGCCUACAGUCUCUGCGCCUAGAUGCCAACCUCAUCUCCUUGGUUCCAGAGAGGAGCUUUGAGGGGCUGUCUUCCCUCCGCCACCUAUGGCUGGAUGACAAUGCGCUCACCGAGAUCCCCAUCAGAGCCCUCAACAACCUCCCUGCCCUGCAAGCCAUGACCCUGGCCCUCAACCACAUCAGCCACAUCCCAGACUACGCCUUCCAGAACCUCACCAGCCUUGUGGUACUGCAUCUUCAUAACAACCACAUCCAGCAUCUGGGGACCCACAGCUUUGAGGGGCUGCACAAUCUGGAGACACUAGACCUGAAUUAUAAUGAGCUACAGGAAUUCCCUGUAGCCAUCCGGACCCUGGGCAGACUACAGGAACUGGGUUUCCAUAACAACAACAUAAAGGCUAUCCCAGAAAAGGCCUUCAUGGGAAACCCUCUGCUGCAGACGAUCCACUUUUAUGACAACCCAAUCCAAUUUGUGGGAAGGUCAGCGUUCCAGUACCUGCCUAAGCUGCACACACUAUCCCUGAAUGGUGCCAUGGACGUCCAGGAGUUCCCAGAUCUCAAAGGCACCACAAGCCUGGAGAUCCUGACCCUGACCCGCGCAGGCAUCCGGCUGCUCCCACCAGGGAUGUGCCAACAGCUGCCCAGGCUCCGAGUCCUGGAACUGUCUCAUAAUCAAAUUGAGGAGCUGCCCAGCCUACACCGAUGUCAGAAGUUGGAGGAAAUUGGCCUCCAGCACAACCGCAUCUGGGAAAUCGGAGCUGACACCUUCAGCCAGCUGAGCUCCCUGCGAGCGCUGGACCUGAGCUGGAACACCAUCCGGUCCAUCCACCCUGAGGCCUUUGCCACUCUACGCUCCCUGGUCAAACUGGACCUGACAGACAAUCAGCUGACCACACUGCCCCUGGCUGGACUUGGGGGCCUGAUGCAUCUGAAGCUCAAAGGGAACCUGGCUCUCUCUCAAGCCUUCUCCAAGGACAGUUUCCCAAAACUGAGGGUCCUGGAGGUGCCCUAUGCCUACCAGUGCUGUGCCUAUGGGGUCUGUGGCAGUUUCUUUAAGGCCUCUGGACAGUGGGAGGCUGAGGACUUUCACCUUGAGGAGGAGGAGGCUCCGAAGAGGCCCAUUGGCCUCCUUGCUGGACAAGCAGAGAACCACUAUGAUAUGGACCUGGACGAGCUCCAGCUAGAGAUGGAAGACUCAAAGCCACACCUCAGUGUCCAGUGUAGUCCGCUUCCAGGCCCCUUCAAGCCCUGUGAGCACCUCUUUGAGAGUUGGGGUAUCCGCCUGGCAGUGUGGGCCAUCGUGCUGUUCUCUGUCCUCUGUAAUGGGCUGGUGCUGCUGACCGUGUUUGCCAGUGGGCCAGUCCCCCUUCCCCCAGUCAAGUUUGUGGUAGGUGCAAUUGCAGGUGCCAACACCUUGACUGGCAUCUCCUGUGGCCUACUUGCCUCCGUGGAUGCCCUGACCUUCGGCCAGUUCUCUGAGUAUGGAGCCCGCUGGGAAACGGGGCUGGGCUGCCGAGCUACUGGCUUCCUGGCGGUGUUGGGCUCGGAAGCCUCGGUGCUGCUGCUCACUCUGGCCGCCGUGCAGUGCAGUGUCUCCGUCUCCUGCGUCAGGGCCUAUGGGAAGGCCCCCUCCCUGGGCAGCGUCCGAGCGGGGGCCCUUUGCUGCCUGACGUUGGCAGGGCUGGCUGCAGCCCUGCCCCUGGCCUCGGUGGGAGAAUAUGGGUCCUCUCCACUCUGCCUGCCGUACGCCCCGCCCGAGGGUCAGCCAGCAGCGCUGGGCUUCGCCGUGGCCCUGGUUAUGCUGAACUCCUUCUGCUUCCUGGUAGUGGCUGGUGCCUACAUCAAACUCUACUGUGACCUGCCCCGAGGCGACUUCGAGGCCGUGUGGGACUGCGCCAUGGUGAGGCAUGUGGCCUGGCUCAUCUUUGCCGAUGGGCUCCUCUACUGUCCCGUGGCCUUUCUGAGCUUCGCCUCCAUGCUGGGCCUCUUUCCUGUCACCCCAGAGGCCGUCAAAUCAGUCCUGCUCGUGGUACUGCCCCUGCCAGCCUGCCUCAACCCUCUGCUCUACCUGCUCUUCAACCCCCACUUCCGGGAUGACCUGCGCCGGCUCAGGCCCCGUACGGGGGUCCCAGGUCCCCUAGCCUAUGCUGCUACCAGCGAGCUGGAGAAGAGCUCCUGCGAUUCCACCCAGGCCCUGGUCACCUUCUCUGAUGUGGAUCUCAUUAUGGAAGCUUCUGAGGCUGGGCGACCUCCUGGGCUGGAGACCUAUGGCUUUCCCUCAGUGACCCUCAUUUCCUGUCAGCAGCCAGAGGGCCCCAGGCUGGAGAGCAGUCAUUUUGUAGAGCCAGAGGGGAUCCACUUUGGGAAUUCUCAACCUUCCAUGGAUGGAGAACUGCUGCUGAGGGCAGAGGGAGCCUCAGGAGGCAAGGGCUUGUCAGUGGGUGGGGGUUUCCGGUCAUCUGGAUCAGCCUUUGCCUAACACUUAGAAAUGUCCCUCUCCAUUCUUCUAAGCUCUUCCCUCCCUCGCUCCCUCUUCCAUGAAUGA